Molecule: messenger RNA, 240 nt
Organism: Rhizopus microsporus ATCC 52813
Lineage: Eukaryota; Fungi; Mucoromycota; Mucoromycetes; Mucorales; Rhizopodaceae
Product: ubiquitin
Exons: 2
Biological process (GO): protein ubiquitination; modification-dependent protein catabolic process
Cellular component (GO): cytoplasm; nucleus
Molecular function (GO): protein tag activity; ubiquitin protein ligase binding
Source: RefSeq, a predicted model, not a curated record
UUCGUAAAGACUUUGACCGGCAAGACCAUUACUUUGGAAGUCGAGAGUUCCGACACCAUUGACAACGUCAAGCAAAAGAUUCAAGACAAGGAAGGUAUUCCUCCUGACCAACAACGUCUUAUCUUUGCCGGUAAACAACUCGAAGACGGUCGUACCUUGAGCGACUACAACAUCCAAAAGGAAUCUACUCUCCACUUAGUUCUCCGUCUUCGUGGUGGUAUCAUUGAACCCUCUUUGAAG